Molecule: messenger RNA, 2697 nt
Organism: Procambarus clarkii (red swamp crayfish)
Lineage: Eukaryota; Metazoa; Arthropoda; Malacostraca; Decapoda; Cambaridae
Product: glucose dehydrogenase [FAD, quinone]
Molecular function (GO): oxidoreductase activity, acting on CH-OH group of donors; flavin adenine dinucleotide binding
Source: RefSeq, a predicted model, not a curated record
CAGUGUUACAUUUUAUGGAUUGAUGAAUAAUCUUCUGAAAAUUCUCAAUUUAAAAUGUUAAGAGUAAUUCAGAAUUUGAAAAAAAAGUUGAAAAUGCCCUAAACCGCCACACUGGCAACCGUCAUGAGGAGAUAAAAGGUUUAAACUAUGAGAUAGGUUUUUCCAAUUCACGUUUUAAGAAAUCCGGCCUCUCGGAAAUAACCAGAAUAUUAUCUUCAAUAAACUUCCGUUUGAUUUUCUCAAAGCAAAAUUGUGUGUUGGUGAAGCAGCAUGGUAGUUGUUGGCUCACUGGGGGCUGCGACCCGGGGCCUGGUGACGGCAGGGCGCAGCCUAGUGACGGCGGGGACGCUGAACCUGCUGAACUUCCUGCUGGUCACACUCAUCAGGGACGUUGAUCACCAGGACUACCAACUCUUCACUCCUCUCGCUUCCCAGUACGACUUUGUCAUUGUUGGCGGUGGGUCAGCAGGGUGUGUGAUGGCUGCCAGAUUGUCUGAGGUGCCCCAGUGGCGGGUCCUGCUGGUGGAGGCCGGCCCACCACCCACCCCACAAUCAUACGUCCCUGCUCUGAUGCCGCUGUUUUUCCUGCCCGAUAACCCCUCCACAUGGCAUUACAGGUCCACGCCACAAAAACAUAGUCACAAAAAUUAUAUAAACAAAGCGGCGGUUCUGCCACAGGGCAGAGUGCUGGGCGGUGGGUCGUCAGUGAACGGGUUGGUGUACAGUCGCGGCAACCGACGAGACUAUGAUGGUUGGGCAGCCCUUGGUAACUACGGCUGGGACUACGCCUCCGUCCUCCCUUACUUCAUCAAGUCAGAAGACUACCGUGGCCCGCUGCUGCCUAGUACUGAGAAGUACCACGGAAGAGGGGGUCCCCUUGGGGUGAGUCCGGAUUCAACGGAUCCUUUGCAGCAGGCCUUUACUCAGGGCGGACACGAACUAGGCUACCCUGAUAACGACUACAAUGGACCUGAGCAGAUAGGCUUCCCCUCCCACGGAAUGUUCACCAUCCGUGACGGGGUCCGCAGCUCCUCGGCCGAGGCCUACCUCAGACCUGCCUCCUCUAGGCCUAACCUCCACAUCCUUCACAGCGCCACCGUCCUCCAGGUGGUGUUUGAUAACAAGAAGAGAGCCGUUGGCGUCAAACUGGAACACAAAGGAAAGGUGGUGACAGUCGGGGCCCGACGGGAGGUGGUGUUGUCUGCAGGGACAUUUCGGUCGCCCCACCUGUUGAUGGUGUCGGGAGUGGGACCCAAGCACCACCUGCAGCACCACAAGGUGAAGGUGGUGGCAGAUGUACCGGGAGUGGGCCAGAACCUACACGACCACGUGAUUGUCCAUGGCCUCAGCUGGACCACCAGGAAGAGCGUCUCCUUCUCUCUCCUGAGCAGCAUUCUCAGUCUCGACUCUAUUAAGCAGUACAUAGCCAACAGAGGAGGGCCGCUGGGAGAGACUCCCCCGGGUGUGGCCAACGCCUGGGUGAAGGUGACGGAGGGGGGCGACCCACACUACCCCGACACCCAGAUCACCCUCCUCCCUAUCACACCUGCCACUGAUGGCGGCUUCAUCAAUCCAUCUUUGUAUGGUAUAGACGAUCGCAGAUUCAAAAACUACCUGAAGGAAAUCUACGGCCAGGAGGGGUUCAACCUCUCACCAGUUCUUGUUCAUGCCAAGAGUCGGGGGUCAGUGUCCCUUAGGUCUAGUGACCCCAGGCAACUACCCAGUAUUGACCCAAAUUACCUCAGUCACCCGGAUGAUGUCACAGCCCUUGUUAAGAGCAUCAGGUUGACGCUGGCGCUUGGCAACACCUCAGGCUUCGUUAACGACUUCCAAGCCAAGUUCUACGAUAAGCCCCUGCCGGAGUGUGCCGGGGAGGUGGUCGGCAGCAACGCCUACUGGGCCUGCUACGCCACUCACAUGGCCUCCACAUAUAUUCACCUGGUCGACACCUGUAAGAUGGCCCCGUCAUCUGACCCCAUGGGUGUGGUAGAUUUCCACCUCAGGGUCCGCGGGGUGUCCGGGCUGCGGGUGGUGGACGCGUCCGUCAUGCCAGUCGUUACCUCUGGUAAUAUUAACGCGCCCACCAUCAUGAUAGGAGAGAAGGCCGCCGAUAUCAUCAAACAAGCUUGGAACAUUCAGAGCUAACUCGCUAUACUGCUGUGUAGUCUAGUAAAUAGCUUUCCCUAGGAACAUUACUGUCCAAUGCAUUUACUGUAUACUACAAACAAGACUUCGCAUGCCCAAAAAACCAAACGACGUCACAAGAGACGAGGCAAUUUUCCCAAAUAACACUAGAAACACAGGAUUUAUUUUUCUGUUGUCGGGGACAAAAAAUCCUGCACGUUAGGCUUGUCGAUUUCUCCCUAGCCAAUGAAUGAGUUUCUCCAAGAUGCAACCCACAACAGCUGUCUAACACCAUGGUAUUAGUAAUAAUAGCGACAAUUAAGUAUAAAAUCUCUGCAUUGCAACAGAAAACUACAUAACUAUAGUGCAGCACCAGUUAGCAAACUUUAAAGUGACGUAUAAAAAUAAUAAUAAUGAGGGGAUUAUCAGAUAUAUUGCCGUUUGUAUAUAAAUGUAAUAUAUAUAAAUGUUUAUAAAUAAUAUAUAAAUAUAUAAAUGUUUGCUUUGCUGAUGCAGAAUGUAUUAUAUUUUGUUUAUAUAUUACUGUAUAUAAUAAAAAAAAUUGUAAAUCUA